Meleagris gallopavo (turkey) is the source of this 3010-nucleotide messenger RNA. The record is from RefSeq and is a predicted model, not a curated record. NCBI's taxonomy places the organism in Eukaryota, Metazoa, Chordata, Aves, Galliformes, Phasianidae.
AAGAGCAUAACGGAAAUGGAAAGGUAUACCAAACUUGGCUAUGCAGGGAAUACAGAGCCUCAGUUCAUUAUUCCAUCAUGUAUUGCAAUCCGUGAAUCAGCCAAAGUAGGUGACCAGGCUCAGAGGAGGGUAAUGAAAGGUGUUGAUGAUCUGGACUUUUUCAUAGGAGAUGAAGCCAUAGAUAAACCUACCUAUGCUACAAAGUGGCCUAUAAGACAUGGUAUUGUUGAAGACUGGGACCUCAUGGAGAGAUUCAUGGAGCAGGUCAUUUUUAAAUACCUACGAGCUGAACCUGAGGAUCACUAUUUUUUAAUGACAGAACCUCCCCUGAACACACCUGAAAACAGAGAGUAUCUUGCAGAAAUCAUGUUUGAAUCAUUCAACAUACCAGGACUUUACAUUGCUGUUCAGGCAGUGUUGGCCUUAGCUGCCUCUUGGACAUCACGACAGGUUGGAGAACGUACUUUGACUGGAAUUGUCAUUGAUAGUGGUGAUGGAGUGACCCACGUAAUUCCUGUGGCAGAAGGCUACGUAAUUGGAAGUUGCAUCAAACAUAUUCCUAUUGCAGGUAGGGAUAUUACUUACUUUAUUCAACAACUCCUGAGGGAGAGGGAAGUGGGAAUUCCUCCUGAACAAUCUCUGGAGACAGCAAAAGCCAUAAAGGAGAAAUAUUGUUAUAUUUGCCCUGACAUAGUGAAAGAAUUUGCUAAGUAUGAUGGAGAUCCACGAAAAUGGAUCAAACAGUAUACUGGCAUCAAUGCAAUCAACAAAACCAAAUUUGUUAUAGAUGUUGGUUAUGAAAGGUUCCUUGGACCUGAAAUUUUCUUUCAUCCUGAGUUUGCUAAUCCUGAUUUUAUGGAAUCCAUUUCGGAUGUAGUUGAUGAAGUUAUACAGAACUGUCCCAUUGAUGUCCGGCGUCCGUUAUAUAAGUUUUAUUCCUGGUAUUCCUGCUUCCUGAUCUUAUCAGCAGUUCUCUUAUGAAGCCAGUUGUGUUACCUUAUGUUGAGGUUUGGAGCAUCAGGACCUUCACAAGACUGUUGCUGUUCAACCAGUUCCUAGAGCCUGUAGCUGUUCCACAUGCAAGCAUUCUUCUACAAAUUGCACAAGAUAAGCUCAUAAAUUCUUUUUAAUUGUAUAAUGGUUAGCAACAAUGUACUUUGUUUUUAAUUGAUAAUGAUUACACCUUGAUGUGAUUGGAAACAUUGAUUUAUAUUCUUAUUCUCUGUCUUCCCUGACUGUAUCUAAUGGGGUUGAGAGUUACAGAUUGCUUGGAGUGAGAUUCUUUCUGAUAAAAUAAGGAAGGAUGUAGAUAAGCUGUUGAGUUUGGAACCAGAGACUUGUGCUGAAAUUUGAAGAAAGAAGAUGAACUAUGUAUUUAUUUUUUAAAUAAACCAGAAACAACAGAAAGUAGAAUUAAAUGAAACUGAGUGCUUAGGUGAUGGAGCAGUAAUUUUUUGAGCUUACCAUAGGGCUGAAAUAGUCUGGCAUCCUGGUUACAUUGCUUAUUCCUGUAAGCUGAAUUCCACUAGAAAAUGAAACAUUCUGCAUGCAGCUGGUAAUGUGAUCGUGCUUCUGUAGGGCUUGGUGAGGCUUUUGAAAGUGCAUCACAUCACCUCUGGUGUUCUUUGGGCAGAAAGGUACAGUUUGUCUAUCCAGGUCUGUUUUUUUAGAGAACAGAAACAAGGAACAGUUUGAGUUGAAAGAGACCUGAAAGAUAACCUAGGUCCAACCUUUGUUGGGAUACCUGCCACCAAACGCAGUUGCCCAGGAACCCAUCCAACUUGGCCACCACGAAGGACGGGGCAUCCACAGCUGCUCUGGGCAACCUGUGCCAGUGCUUCACCACUCUAGUAGUAAAUAAUUUAUUCCUAUUAUUUAAUGUAAGUCUUACCAACUUCUAAUUUAAAACUACCACUCUUUGACCUAUCACUACGCUCCUUGAUAAAAUCCCUCUCCAGCUCUCCUGUAGCCCCCUUUAGGCACUGAAGGGCUGCAGUGAUGUCUCCCCAGAGCCUUCUCAAAGGAGCAGAACAGAGGGGAAACAUCACCUCCCUUGCUCUGCUGGCUGCACUUCUUUUGACACAGCCCAGGAUACAGUUGGCUUCAUGGGCUGCAAGCACCCAUUGCUGGCUCAUGUCCAGCUCCCCAUCCAAUACCUCCAUGUCUUUGUUUACAGAGGUACUCUUUGUCGCAUUCUUUAGCUCCAGUUUUCCCUAGAAUAUUGUUCCUCUUUCCUUGUUUUCAUCACAGUAUGAAUACAUAACAUAUCACAGGAAUGCAGAGAGCAGUAGCAUGAUGUGGAAGUUGAAGGUGAUCUUUCCCACUGCUUUUAGGUUACUCUGAGCAUAUUACUAAACACAGUGUUAUUAAUGCACAUCUAGCUUGAAAUCGGCAUGAAAUAUCUGCUCUGUGGUAUAUUUGCAAGGAAUGAUAAUGUUGCAUGGUUUCAGUACUGCUAUUUAAAAAUCUCUCUAGGUUGGAAGCACUCUGUAUGACCUUGUCCUAACUUUGUGUCAGUUAGGGUAUCUUAUGACUUCCUCAGUGUCAAAAAAAGAAUAGCCCGACAUAUCAGUUGGCCAGUGGAUAUAGUUGUAACAACUUUUAGAAGUGGAUGAAGGACUUCUCAAAGUACUAAGAACUGCUUGAUAUUCUAGUAAGUUAUGAUGUUCUUUAUAUCUUUGUAUUGGGUUCAGAAAUUGUCUUUCUUAUUUCUCACUGUUUCAUCUUCCUUUUUCCUCAUCCAGAGUUUCUCCCCAGAUACUUCCAGAGUUCUGACAGUAACAGUUGAUGAGAACAGUAUCAACAGUUCUGAAACCUGUGCCUUCUGUCAGUGGAGUAUAACCAACAACCUUACACUUGCAUAUCCCCGUGAUUGAUUUCUUUCAACUCAUCUCCAUUUUCUGCAGUGUUUUUGGCACAAAUAUGCAGUUUAAGAUAAAAGCGAUGUCUGACAGAGCAUUCAGUUGGUUUCAGAAAUCUUUCUGAAAGAUUCUGAUCAACCAAGUUUAAA